UUAAUACUUUCAUCUCCAGGUUUCGUUUAGUUAAUGGCUGCAGCAGCGCGGCUCCAGAUGGCAAGUAAAAGAAUUGUCUUGUUGCGCUCCAGCGUUGUGAGCAUGUCCAAAAUUUAUGCAGUGGUUAGCUUGAUUUUUCUAUGUGUCUGUUUAAAGUCUAGAGGGCCACAUAAGAACUUAAGGCGGCCCAGGUUUGGCCCCCGGGCCUCGAGUUUGACACAUGGCUUUAGAAGAGAAGGGCUGCAGAGGCGUGUGAAGUGGAGCCGGUCCUCCAAGGUCAUCACCGGGCGCUGGAAUGACAGUUAUUUCCUCCCUCAGAAAUGCCUGGAAUCCAGAUCCAGAGUUUCCAGCAAACCGCGGAGCUCAAACUGGGCCUCCUGCUGGUUCCGGUCGCUCCCAGCCUGCUUCUGGUUCUGCAGAACUCUGCAGCUUAAACCAAACUCAGUUCUGCAACACAGAGCAGGGAGCUGAGCUCGACCCACGUUGGAAAAAGAAAAUGCGUUUGCCAACAGAUCCGGACCAAAACCCGGUUCUGUGAUUAAAGUACGGUUCUGCUGCAAACGGAGCCGAGAAAUGCAGAAGGAAGUCCAACCAGCGGCGUUAAAAAUAACUCCUAACUGAAGAUGAGAGAACGUCUUGAAAACCCGCCUUUCAACAACAGGUUGAAAACGUGUGAUUUCACUUUGAACAACUUUUAUUUAAGGAGUUACUGACUUAAACCCAAAAAUCUCACUGGAACGUUGUUGGCAUCAGGCCUCCCAUCAUGAACGGGCCGAUGCACCCGCGCCCCCUGGUGGCGCUGCUGGACGGCAGAGACUGUACCGUGGAGAUGCCCAUCCUGAAGGACGUCGCAACCGUGGCGUUCUGCGACGCUCAGUCCACACAGGAAAUCCACGAGAAGGUGCUAAACGAAGCCGUGGGGGCGUUGAUGUACCACACCAUCACCCUGAUGAGGGAAGACCUGGAGAAGUUCAAGGCGCUGCGCAUCAUCGUUCGCAUCGGCAGCGGCUACGACAACAUAGACAUCAAAUCCGCCGGGGAGCUCGGUAUAGCCGUGUGCAACAUGCCGGCAGCGUCGGUGGAGGAGACGGCAGACUCCACGCUGUGCCACAUCCUCACCCUGUACCGACGCACCACCUGGCUGCACCAGGCUCUCCGGGAAGGGACGCGGGUUCAGAGCGUGGAGCAGAUCCGAGAGGUGGCGUCAGGCGCGGCCAGGAUCAGAGGAGAGACGCUGGGACUCAUUGGGCUCGGCCGGGUCGGCCAGGCCGUCGCCCUGCGAGCCAAGGCCUUUGGCUUCAACGUGAUUUUCUACGACCCAUAUUUGGCCGACGGCGUAGAAAGAUCCCUGGGGCUCCAACGGGUCACCACCCUGCAGGACCUUCUCUUCCACUCUGACUGUGUCUCUCUGCACUGCAGCCUCAACGAGCACAACCACCACCUGAUCAACGACUUCACCAUCAAACAGAUGCGGCAGGGGGCGUUCCUGGUGAACACAGCCAGGGGGGGCCUGGUGGAUGAGAAGGCUCUGGCUCAGGCUCUGAAGGAGGGCAGGAUACGCGGGGCGGCUCUGGAUGUCCAUGAAGCAGAACCUUUCAGCUUCAGUCAGGGUCCACUGAAGGACGCGCCCAACCUGAUCUGCACGCCGCACGCCGCCUGGUACAGCGAACAGGCAUCACUGGAGAUGAGAGAAGAGGCGGCGAGGGAAAUCCGGAGGGCUGUGACAGGUCGAAUCCCAGACAGUCUGAAGAAUUGCGUGAAUAAGGAGUUCCUCUCACCCAACAACCACUGGGCCGUCGACCCGGCUGCGGUCCACCCUGAGCUCAACGGCGCCUACAGGUACCCCCCCGGGGUGGUGAGCUUGCCGGCCGGCGGCCUCCCUCCGCCCGUCGAAGGCAUCGUCCCGAGCGCCGUGCCCAUCACGCACACCCUCCCGCCCGCUGCCGCACACCCGCCCCACGCGCCGUCUCCCGGACAGAACACAGUGAAGCCACCAGAGGGCGACAGAGAGCAGCACCCCAACGACCAGCUGUAGCCUCUCUGCACACAGUUCAGGUGCCACCUGCCUCCCAACAGGCAGGUCUCCCUCCCAGCUGGAGCAGGACUGAUGCUUUACUCAACAACCCAGAAAGUUCCUCUAAACCAACAUCUGAUCGUUGGUGCCUCAACAGAAAAAAUGGAAACAAUUUUAAAUUGAUUUGGGGG
Molecule: messenger RNA, 2205 nt
Organism: Poecilia latipinna (sailfin molly)
Lineage: Eukaryota; Metazoa; Chordata; Actinopteri; Cyprinodontiformes; Poeciliidae
Product: C-terminal-binding protein 1
Exons: 11
Coding region: 764-2035 (423 amino acids)
Biological process (GO): regulation of transcription by RNA polymerase II
Cellular component (GO): nucleus
Molecular function (GO): NAD binding; oxidoreductase activity, acting on the CH-OH group of donors, NAD or NADP as acceptor; transcription coregulator binding
Source: RefSeq, a predicted model, not a curated record